UCGAGGUGAAGACGGUUGAAUGCUGAGCCUUGAAAUGGCAGUGGCUGAUACAGACUUGUCAUCCCUGUCUAUUAUCGCCCGAUAAGAGCACCGCAAUAAGCUACGCCAAGGUUCCUCUUGUUCCUGCGUAAAUAUCAUGCCCUCGUCUCGGAAUCUACCUCCUCCAACCCAUUCCACUGCUCCAUAUAAAACAUCGUAACGUCAUAAACACUCUUCGCCCCCCAAAGCCAAGCCUCCAAAGCAACUGCACUGCAAAUCAAUAAAAGUACGCAUGCAAAGAACACCCGACCGCCCAGUCAUGCCAUCCUGCACGUAUGAUACGCGAAAACUCCUUCGCCCGUGCAAACCCACUGCAGUAUCGUCCCGUUUUCUCGUUACGCAAGCCAUCCGUCCCAUGCUUGAUAUACAGAGUAGAUACCGAUCCGAGCCGUGAACCCAAAACGCCUUGCUUGCUUGCGGAAACCCAAUGCAGAAAUCUUAUGUCCCCACCGUGUGUGCUUUACUCUUGCUCGGCAUCCUUAACUUCGGUGAUCCUCUCAUCAUCAUCGAGCUUGCCGUACUUUGCUUUAUACCUGUUGAGCUCCCUCAACUGUUCCUCCAACCCAGACAAUAUGUCAUUCAUUGGAGCACGUAAUUGCGCCAGGUCAUAUAAAGUGCAUUUACCAAUGGCCAAGUGUCGUGUCGCGAUCACUGCUAUAGAUGCCUAAUAAUU
Amorphotheca resinae ATCC 22711 is the source of this 712-nucleotide messenger RNA. RefSeq lists its product as hypothetical. The transcript has a single exon. The coding region runs from base 315 to 707 and encodes 130 amino acids. The record is from RefSeq and is a predicted model, not a curated record. Lineage: Eukaryota; Fungi; Ascomycota; Leotiomycetes; Helotiales; Amorphothecaceae.